AUUCUGUCAUUAAUUAAGCAACUUGUAAAAAGACCUUUAAGAAAUAUUUUAUUCUAAGGUUGUACGAACAUUUCACUUUAUUGAAGAAGAUAGACGAAUUCACAACAACAACAACAUUUCGGAAAAAAUGACAUCAAAGCCUCAGCCGGUGGCAGGGGCAAGUGCAGGGGCCACAAAACCUGGAGCCUCAACAAGCACACAGUCAACAACACAGGAGUUUGUUGUUAGAGUGUCAAACAAUACAUCAAAGAAAUACAGUAUGAUCAAGUUUUCUACUGGAACAGAGGUUGACUUCCUUAAACUAACAAACACAACUGUCAGAAUGGAAAGGGAGAAUAAUCUGAGGGAAUACAAAACUGCUCAUAAUCUAGAUAUGAUGCCAAAAUUUGGUGCUGGGAGCGAGUAUGGAAGGGAGCAAAAAGAAGAGGCUAGAAGGAAAAAGUUUGGCAUAAAUAUAAAGAAAUACAACCCUGAUGAUCAACCAUGGCUGAUGAAAGUUGGUAAAGGCAAAGAUGCUAAGAAAUAUAAAGGUGUGCGUGAAGGUACAAUUACUCAAAAUACAUCAUAUUAUAUAUUUACACAAAGUCCGGAUGGUGCAUUUGAUGCAUUUCCUAUAGAUGAAUGGUACAACUUCCAGCCAGUUGUUCAAUAUAAAUAUCUCAACUCUGAAGAGGCCGAGGAAGAAUUUCUGAAGAGAGACAAGAGAAUGAACAUGUUCUCUAUCAUGAAGAGGAUAAAGAAAGAUGAAGACAUUGUCGAUCCUGAUGGUGACGAGAAAAAAGUCAAGAAAAAGAAAGACAAAAGUCUUAUAUUGACAGACAUGGAAGACUGGGGUUUAAGUGAUGAUGAAGAUGAUGACGAUGAUGAUGAUGAAGAUGAGGAUGGAGAGAAAAAGCCAAAGAAGAAAGAAAAGAAACCAACGAAGAAUAAAAGCAGGAAAGUAUCCAAACAUAAUGAUAAUGAUGAAGCUGUGGAGGAAAGUGAUGAGGGAGAUUUUGAUGACAGGGAACUGGAUUAUAUCUCAGAUUCUGGCAGUGAAUCGUCUAUGGACGAGAAGGAUAAAGAUGCCAAGUAUGACACUCAAGGUGUAGAUCAGGAGCGAGGGUUGAAGAAACUGAUUGGAUCAGAUGAGGAGAGUAGUGACGAGGAGGAGGAAAAUAAAGAUGAGGAGGAAAAUGAUGAAGGAGAGUCAGAUGAGGGCGAAGGCGAGGGAAGUGGAGUCAAGAAGGAGAAAAAGGUUAAGAAAGAAAAGAAGGAUAAAAAUAAAGAUGGAAAGGGAGGAGAUGACAGUGACAGUAGUAGCUCUUCCUCUGACAGUGAAGAUUCUGAUAUAGAAAAAAAUGAAGACAAAUUUUCAGUUCUCUUUAUGCAGAAGAAGAAAGGGGGAUCAAGGUCAAAUACCCCUACAUUUGACAAGUCAGCUGACAAUAAGCAAGAUGUGAAGGUGGAAGUCAAAUCAGACGGUGUGAAGAGGAAGAUGGAGGGUGAAGACACAACAGACUCACAGAAAAAAUCUAGAACAGAAUCUCCAGUUGUCCAGUCAGCCUCUAGUGCUUCUUUAUCCAGUGGUGAAAUAACGGAGGAGGCAAUUAGGAGGUAUUUGUCUCGUAAGCCUAUGACCGCUAAAGAACUCGUACAGAAAUUCAAAUCAAAGAAACCACAGAUGUCAAAAGAUCAGAUGACCCAGCGUAUUGGACAGUUACUAAAGAAAAUCAAUCCUGAAAAGAAAUAUGUGAACAAUAUUCUGUAUCUAUCAUUGAAGAAAACUGAAUGAUCAGUGCAUGAAUGCUAGCUCCUGUGCAUGAAUGCUAGCUCGUUGGUGUUUUAGCCAGAUAAGAAAUGGUCUUAAGGAGAUUUGGAGGGAUUAUGUGGUGAGACCACAACGUGUUCCUCCCAUUGCCAUAUUUGUGGGUACUACAUUGUACAAGAGGUUUUAAAGAAAAUUUGAAAGUUUGGGAAAGAUUUGUUGACUUGUUUCAGCAGUGGUUACUAUAAAGUGCUAUAUAUUGUAAGACGUGAUAAUUUUUACUUGUCGUUUGUACCAAAUUCAGUGGAAAUUUUUGAGGUGAUUUUUUAAAAAAAAAUGAAACAGUUCUUUUGUGCCAUCCUUCAUAAACUGCCAGAGAGGGUAAAUGUUAAUAUUUUGGAGAUUGAUUGUUGUUUUAAUGUGUUACAGAAGAGUAUAUACUGAACAUUUCUUCUUUUUCUGAAAUGAGUUCAAUAGAUAUUAUGUUUAAAUGAGAGCAUUUUUUUCCCUGUAUCAUAUUGUUGAAUUGACAGUUUGAGCAUGUGGUCGUUGAAUUAAUUUGCUCAGGGAAUCUGCAAUUAGAGUGCUGAUUUGCAUUGUUAAACUUAUAUUUGUAAUCAUUUGAUCAUUUGGGUUUUGAAUCCAUUAUUUCAUUUUUCAUCUUCAUUUGAUCAAAAAAUGUUCACAGACAUAUUUACAGCCAGGUGCAUGUACAUAUGACAUGUCUGGAAUUGUUAAGAAUUUAAGAUGUAAAAUUAUGCAUUUAUUGAAUAACUUACAUCUAAAAAGCAUAAUUUUUAAGCCUAAAAGGCAUAGUUUUUGUAUGAUGUUGUACAUGUGUUUGGUUAUUUUUCAUGUUUCAUAUGUCAAAUAUGAUUACAAUAAGAAUAAAUUUGUAAAAAAAAGAAAAGUUUUCACACUAAAUAAAGUGUAACAUUAUAAAUGCAUUGAUAACAAGAAAACAAAUACUUUCAAAUACUUUUAAUAUGUUCUUACACUCAUGUAAUGAACAUGAAAAUGAACAGGUUUACAAAAAGAACAGUGAAUCUUAAACAAAGAUUAAUACAGAUCACACAGUAUUUCUUGUUGUUUAACUAUUUUGUAUUUACAAUCUUUUAAGCAAUAUUUUUACUGUAAUCCUUUUAAUUUUAAAGGAAGAUCAUCUUAAAACAGAUGCAAGAUAAAAAUCAAAUGUUACUUUUACUAACGUAUCUUUGUUUGUUUUCUCUAUUGAAAAGACUUUACAAUGUAUAAUAAGAUACAAUCUAAAAAAAACCUUUGCUCUUAUUUCAGAAAAAUUAUAUUCUUAUGUUUUUCCUGUAAAGUAAAAAAUUGCAGUGGCAAAAAAGUGCUCUUUUUAGUGCAAUAAGUCUUAAAAAAUCAGUAAUAAAAAUAACAUAAUGACA
Messenger RNA from Ruditapes philippinarum (Manila clam), 3153 nucleotides. Its product is annotated as general transcription factor IIF subunit 1-like. Gene Ontology annotation, cellular component: transcription factor TFIIF complex; nucleus. Gene Ontology annotation, molecular function: TFIIF-class transcription factor complex binding; DNA binding; RNA polymerase II general transcription initiation factor activity. Lineage: Eukaryota; Metazoa; Mollusca; Bivalvia; Venerida; Veneridae. Gene Ontology annotation, biological process: transcription initiation at RNA polymerase II promoter; positive regulation of transcription elongation by RNA polymerase II. The transcript has 12 exons. Bases 128 to 1774 code for a protein of 548 amino acids. The record is from RefSeq and is a predicted model, not a curated record.